AUGGCAGGUGUAACGAACCUGGAGAAGAAUGACGGCGAGGUUGUUCGGCAAAGCCAGCACAAUGCGGUCGAUCAAGAAGAGUAUUCCGUGUUCACCGUGAACCAGAAAAGGGCUAUUGUGGCAGCUGCCUCUUUGGCUAGUUUCUAUUCUCCCUUGUCGUCCAGUAUAUACUUCCCUGCAUUGGAGACCAUCGCAUCGACCUUAGGUGUCUCGACGUCCAAAGUCGAUAUCACCGUCACCACAUACUUGAUCAUGCAAGGCAUCGCCCCCAUGUUUAUCGCUGGCUUCUCCGACACCGCAGGCCGUCGCCCAGCAUACAUAAUCUGCUUCACGAUUUACCUCGCCGCAAACCUAGGCCUAGCCCUACAAAACAGCUACGCCGCGCUUCUCGUGCUCAGAUGUGUCCAAAGCGCCGGUAGCAGCGGUACCGUGGCGCUCGCUAACGGAGUCGUCAGCGACAUUAUCACUUCUGGUGAACGGGGCGCGUAUAUCGCGUAUGCUUCGCUGGGAGGCAUGUUGGGACCGUCGCUCUCGCCGGUGAUUGGAGGCUUGAUUAGCCAAUUCGUGGACUGGCAUUGGAUAUUCUGGUUCCUGCUUAUCUUCGCGGGAGUGUUCUUCAUCAUCCUCGCACUUUUCCUACCAGAAACAUGCCGCAAAGUCGUGGGCGAUGGAUCAAUCCCCCCACCAGCCCUCAACACCUCCGUGAGCGACAUAAUCCGGCACCAACGACGCCAACAAAAAGGCCUCACACCCUUACCUUCGAAAACCACCGCCCUCCGCAAAAACACCACAUUUCACCUCCCCUCCCCCAUCCCAACCUUAAAAGUCUCCUUCGACCUCGAAACAGCCGCCAUCCUCCUCACAACAGGCCUCCUCUUCGCCUGCUUCUACGCCAUAAUGACAGGCGCCACAACCACCUUCCAUGAAGUAUACCACUUCAAUAACAUCCAAACAGCCCUAAUGUACAUCCCCAUCGGCGCAGGCGGGAUCCUUUCCGCUUUCACGACGGGUUACUUCGUCGAUAGGAAUUACCGACGACAUGCGCGUCGAGCUGGUUUACCUGUUAUCCGGAACCGCGCGACAGAUAUAAGCAACUUCAACAUCGAAAAAGCACGUAUUGAAAUUGCCCUGCCAAUGUACUAUCUCACCAGCAUUACCAUCAUAGCCUAUGGCUGGGUCAUGGGGCGACAAGUCCACCUCACAGCACCCGUAAUCCUACUAUUCCUCUGUGGCUGGGCAAUUAACGGCACGUCGCAGGUUCUCAAUGCAUUAAUGGUGGAUAUCUGGCCCGGACGCUCGGCAGCCGCUACGGCAGCGAAUAACCUGUUUCGGUGUGAACUGGGCGCGGCGGCUUCAGCGGCUAUUAACCAUAUGCGGUUGGCGAUGGGGUGGGGGUGGGCGUAUACGGUAUUGGCGUUGAUUUCGAUUGCGGCUUCGCCGGCGCUGUGGUUGGUGUCGAAAUAUGGGAUUCAGUGGAGGCAGAGGAAGGUGGAAAAAGAGAGGUUGAAAGCGUUGGCGUUGGGGGAGGGUUCUUGA
Molecule: messenger RNA, 1536 nt
Organism: Aspergillus ruber CBS 135680
Lineage: Eukaryota; Fungi; Ascomycota; Eurotiomycetes; Eurotiales; Aspergillaceae
Product: MFS transporter
Exons: 2
Coding region: 1-1536 (511 amino acids)
Biological process (GO): transmembrane transport
Molecular function (GO): transmembrane transporter activity
Source: RefSeq, a predicted model, not a curated record